Messenger RNA from Centropristis striata (black sea bass), 1643 nucleotides. Its product is annotated as T-cell surface glycoprotein CD3 delta chain-like. Gene Ontology annotation, molecular function: transmembrane signaling receptor activity. Gene Ontology annotation, biological process: cell surface receptor signaling pathway; positive thymic T cell selection. The record is from RefSeq and is a predicted model, not a curated record. The coding region runs from base 83 to 700 and encodes 205 amino acids. Lineage: Eukaryota; Metazoa; Chordata; Actinopteri; Perciformes; Serranidae. The transcript has 6 exons. Gene Ontology annotation, cellular component: membrane; alpha-beta T cell receptor complex; external side of plasma membrane.
CCUCAACAGACGCAGACUGGAUGAUUUGGCAGCAGGGGCACGGCAGCUCUUUAUUUUAAGAACUCGGGGGAGUUAACACACGAUGAAACGUCAAUUAGUUUUGCCAGCAUGUUUGCUGCUGCUCUGGGCGCUGACAGCACCCGUCAGUUGUGCAGGUAAGAAGACUGCCUUAAUAGUUGGGUUGCAUAUUAACUUAAUUAUGUUAUUAUAUAUGUCUAAAUCUGUCCUUUUUUCAGACGAGAUGACUGUAAGCGAGGUUCCUGACGGGAUCAAGCUGUCUUGUGGUGAAAGUAAAAUAGAAAAUAAAGAUGGUGGUACUGUUGAUUAUAUAUUGAAAUACAGUGAUGAGUUCACAGGGGAGUACAAAUGUGUGCCUACAAAUGAUGACUCCAACAGUGACGGACAAAAAAUCUUUGUGAAAUUUCGGACCUGUGAUAACUGCGUGGAGUUCGACGAGGUUUCGAUUGCAGGAAUAGCUGUAGGGAACUUGGUGCUCACAGCUGUGAUCGGAGUUGCUGUUUACCUCGUCACGUCUCAGACUUCUCGGAUCGGUCCAGUCAGCUCGAAGAAGAAAAGCUCUGACAGACAGCAUCUUGUUACACAUGAAGUGAGCAGCGGCAGCAGCAGAGCUCCCAAUGACCAUUACCAGCCUCUGAAGGCUCGUCAGAGAGAUACAUAUGAUGUACUCGCCAGGAAGUAGAAAGUGUGGUUGGCUCACUGCCCGGCACCUCCACCGAAGACAUGCUGUCUUUGUGUCCUUGCACCUCAAACAUCUGCAUGAGGGAAAGUCUGUCAUUUGUGAUGGGUGUCGCUCAUUCCCAAUCUAAUAUGCUCUGUAUGAUACUGUUGUAGCUUUUCUCGUAUCAUUUAUUUUAACUGUGCUUGUAAGAUACUGCUCUUGACCCUCUGAACUCCCAAGCAGUUUCAGGGCUCUUUUUUUACAUUUUACUCACUGUGGGCUUGUAUUUCAUUGUAAUAUACAAGUCCUGCAGCUCUAUGGAAUCAGCACAAUCAUGGCUAGAAUUUGGAACAACUAAUUAUUUUUAAUAAAUAUUUUGUCUAGAAUAACACAGGUAUGACUUAAAUUUACUUUCCCUGAUAAUUAUUUAUAUUAAAUAAUAUAAUUUAUAUAUAAAGCACUUUUCCAAGUUCCCAAAAAAUGUCAUGAAUAUUGGAAAAAAAUUACAUGCAUAUUGGACUUUUGCAUUUUUACAACCUCUGUCUGAUUUUCAGUGAAUAUUUGUCAUGUGACUUAAAUUAUGCAUCUAGAAUAAAGUGAUUUUGACAGAAAUAUUUCAAUUUUAAGCCUCAUUUUGUUCACUUUUUCAAACCAAAAGUUCUGUAAUCAAUGAUCCAAUGAUUCAAGGGCUGUUGUUCAAAUUCCAACGAUAAUGCCAGUUUUUACAUUUGCUUUCUAUAAUAAACUGUAUUUUUGGUGAUCUUUUAAAGAAAACGUACGUUUUGUUUUCUCGACUUGUUGACCUGUUGCUGUAUUUACAGUUAUUUUGGUAGCAUUUUAGUUGUCUGAUGUGUUAUUUUUUUGUCAGUAGGGCUUCAGCCAACUCAUAUCAUGACAUGACACAAGUGUUUAUUUUAACAAAACUGACUUUAUCAUGAUGCAAAAUUAAAAUAUUAGAAUAAAA